Molecule: messenger RNA, 1680 nt
Organism: Branchiostoma belcheri (Belcher's lancelet)
Lineage: Eukaryota; Metazoa; Chordata; Leptocardii; Amphioxiformes; Branchiostomatidae
Product: hemicentin-2-like
Exons: 9
Coding region: 7-1680 (557 amino acids)
Biological process (GO): cell-cell adhesion
Cellular component (GO): cell-cell junction
Molecular function (GO): cell adhesion molecule binding
Source: RefSeq, a predicted model, not a curated record
GACGACAUGGCGAGUCAGCGAUUUUGUGGUCCUCAACGCUGGAGUUGCGGGCUGGUUGCUGCCAUGAUGUAUGCAAUGAUUGCAGUCUCGCAGGCGGAGAAGGCGCUGACUGUGCAGGGGAUGGUGGGAGACACCGUCAUGCUUCCAGGAAACUAUGACCCUGACCGUGACCAACCCGUCAUCGCCCUGACGUGGAACAAACUUGACUCCAAGGUUGAAGGCACAAGGCAUGUGGUGUACAUGUUUACGCCCAAGAACUCCAUGGCGUCUGGAUCGUUGAAAGAGAGAGCGGUGUUUCACGGAAACGGCUCCCUUACCAUCAGAAACAUCAGAGAAGACGACGAGGGACAGUAUGUCAUGACCCUGUUGAUUGACGCUGUAGGACAACAAGAGCAUUUCGUAAAUCUGAAUGUUGUUGUGCCUCCUAUUGUAGAUAUGGGGGUUGGGAGCCCCUAUCUCGUAUCUCUUGGUACUGACAUCGUUCUCAACUGCACUGUGGACAAGAGCAACUCGAUCGUAGACUCCGUUAGCUGGCUUAAGGACGGCCGCCCUCUCCCGGACAGCAUACCUAAAGACUACUACCAAGGCUUGGAUUUCUACAGGUCCUCCAUCGUUCUGAAAAACAUGUCGAAGCUGGACAUAGGAAACUACACCUGCGUGGCAAAGAACUUUGGAACGCAAGAAACGGGAAGUAUUUUACUGCAAGCAAAGUAUCCUGCCAGGAUAACUAACUCUUCGUCAGGCCUGACGACGACCAUAGAAUCCAGUGCGACGCUUUGGUGCACCACAGAAGGUAUCCCUCCGCCUAAGAUCACGUGGUACAAAGACGACCGGGAAAAGCGCCAGGGAACCAUUGUGGAAGGCAACGUGACCUACAUGACAAUCCGGAGUGUCCGGGUAUCAGACAGCGGCAGUUACAAGUGUUCUGCCAGUAAUGGCCUCGCCGAGCCGGACUCAAGAACUAUGGUUCUGUCUGUUAAUGGACCUGAGGCAAGUGCUUCAACAUCUUCAUCGGGAUCAACUAUCUCGGACAGAUGGAUCGAGUUCGGGAUUAUUGUAGGCGGGGCGGUGGUCGGAGCGACCCUUCUGUUGACAUCUUUAUUGAUCGUCAUAAUCUUCACCAAGAGGCAGAAGUCGAAAAGUCACGGAUGCCAGGCGUGUCACGUGGUGGCCAUCAGUCACAGCCACCCGAACCUCUGCACGAUCGGGGACGACGUCUGCAGAGGAGCAGAGCCCAUGGUUAAUAUGGACCAGAGCAAGCACUUAUUAGGUCGCUACUUAGCCCGGGCCAUCCAGGACUACAAACCGACAGGGGAGGGCGGCCUCACCCUGGAGAUCAACGACAUCGUGGAGGUGCUCCACACGGGGAGAGACGGCUGGUGGUACGGGUACAUGAGAGGGAACUUCGGCUUCUUCCCUGCCCGAGCCGUCACGGUGCUCACUUGCAAAAGAAGAGUGUCUAUCGGACAGGAGGAGAGAGCAGCACAUGCGCAGGGAAGCAGUCGCAAAGCUAGCAUCGACCUGCUCGGGACACUUCCACUGGAGACCAACAGCAAAAGUACGGCUUCAUUUCAGGGUGGCAAGAGGGAGAACGAAACUGCCUUGACGGUCAAGAGCUGUACCGGAUAUGACGUCACCAGACGCGUCCAGACGACCCCUGACGAUUCGGAUGAUGAGUGA